CAUAUGACGUCCUCCCAUUCUAACCGUGCUUGCACAGCUCCAAGAGCGCACAGCGUGGCAAUCAGCGGUGCGCUGUGUCCAAUCACAGCUGAUCACAGAUCAUCAGAGCACUGAUGAUCAGUGUGCCCUGAUGAUCUGUGUAGCCCCAGCAGCGCCACCUGUCUGUGUCCAUCAGUGCCAGAUUUCAGUGCUCAUCCAUGCCACCUGCCAGUGCCCAUCAGUGCCACAUUUCAUUGCCCAUCAGUGCCACAUCAAUGCCUCAUAUCAUUGCCCAUAUGAGCAGCCUUUCAGUGUCAGCCAUCAGUGCCGGUUAGUGCCACCUAUCAAUGCCAGUCAGUGCCACCUAUCA
Molecule: messenger RNA, 349 nt
Organism: Staurois parvus
Lineage: Eukaryota; Metazoa; Chordata; Amphibia; Anura; Ranidae
Source: the annotation of a GenBank genome assembly